ACCUUUAGUCAUAUGUUAAGAGCAUCAUACAAUCCAAUUUUUAAGGUAAGCCUAAGUAAGCCUUAUUAUAGCUUGCACCAAUCUAUUUAAUGGGAUUUGAUAUCAGGUUGGCUUAAAUAAUCAAAUUAGCUUAAAAGGGACAUUAUUAAUGGAACGUUUUUUGAUAGACAGGCAGGUAGAUAGCCAGACAGAGACAAAAAUGCCUACUUUUUCUGUUUCAGAAUUUGUUUAUUGAACAGAUUAUUCCAAUGUUGACUUUAACUGAACAACAAAUGAAGAAAUAUCUUGAUACACCGCAAAGAGGUAAAUGAUUUUGAUAUGACCAAUCCAUCUACUUAUCGUGACAUAAUGACAAAAGUGAAGAUAUUACGGGGUAUUUUUUUUAUUGUACCUACAUUUGUGGAAUUAAAAAUUAAAAUAAAUUAUUUAUUGUUUAUAGGAAUUGAUCCAGCAUUGUGGGAACUGGGCAAGCAAAAAAAUCCUGACCCAAAGAAAUUGAUACCUGUUGUAAAAGUGGGAUUUCAGGAAUUACAGAAACAGUUCAAGUAUCAAGAAGAAUAUGGCAAUAAAAUUCAUAAUAGUAUGAAGAAUAUUAUGGAUGAUAUAAGACAAUUAAGUUGUAUGCAGACGACAAUUAAAGUUACCAUUCAGAAUUUUAAGUUGAAACAGACAAAUAUAAUGCGCCGAGUUCUAAAAUUGGUGUCAGCACAAGAGGUUGAAAGGAAAAAAAAUCUACCACUAGAAGAAAUAGAGGAUCAGAUUCGACUGCGAUUAGAAAACUUGUAUAUGCAGCUGCAGGACCUCAAGGGAUGUUUGAAUGAACUAAUGGCUCAGUCUAUAAAGCCUGGUAGUUUUCCGCGAGCCCAACGGUAUGGACUGGUUGUUGACAAAGUGCAGGAUAUAUCACAAUACCUAAAAUGGCAGCAGGAUGCACUUCAGGCUAUAGUUAACAUACUUAAGGAAGAUAUACAAGUGGUCGUUAACAUAAAGAAGAACAUCAGCUAAGUUUUGAGAGUUAAGGAAAUUGGCUAACCGUCAACCAACUUCCCCAAACCACAUUCAAACAUUGGUAAUUAACCCUAUCAUUGUUUAACACCUCCCUUCACCCUUUCAGGGAGGGUAUGAUGCUACACUGAAUUUUUUUGGUUCGUAACCAGCAACACACAUUGAACUGAUGAUAUUUCACUCUCUCAGGGAGGGUAUGAUGCUACACUGAUUUUUUGUUUGUAACCCGCAACACACACAUUGAAUUGAUGAUAGUCAAUAAAUUAAAUUUUAGUCUAGUUCCUUGUUUUUUUUUUUUUUUUUUUUUUCCACAUACAAUAAGUGCACUCUGCCCAUUAGGCAAAGUAUUAUAAUAAUUUUGCUAGAUAUUGAUGACACUGACAUUUUAACGGAAACUUGAAAUAAUUGACCUAGAAUGUAACAACAAUGUUUGUGUUGUCUUACAGGAAUAAUUUAGUCAAAUAAGCACAAACUGUAAACUGCCAGCUUAACCAAGAAAGCCUGCCAGUGAUUGGUCAAUAUAAAAU
This is a messenger RNA of Procambarus clarkii (red swamp crayfish), 1532 nucleotides long. The record is from RefSeq and is a predicted model, not a curated record. Lineage: Eukaryota; Metazoa; Arthropoda; Malacostraca; Decapoda; Cambaridae.